AUGAAGCUAGACUUCACUUUCUUGAAGAAAAUAGACCACUUUAUGAAUAUUUCCCUUGGAUUAGAUCAACACAGAAUGGAAGAGAUAGCUAUGCAGUUUGUCAUAAUUGUUGGCGGAGAGCUAGCCGACAAGCUGCACAAGAUUCUCAACGUGAAAUCUCUAUACCACAGUUGCCAUCUGAACCUGCCCCUGCAUCUGCCCCUGCCCCUCCACCUGCACCUGCCUGUCUGCCAGAUCAAAGAUCCAUUGAAUCGGCCCCUAUCUAUUUACCUCAUUACAAGAGAGCUGCUAGUACAUCACGACACUGCAUUUAUGCUGACUGUGGUAAUGCAUCCAUGCAUUUAA
Molecule: messenger RNA, 345 nt
Organism: Parnassius mnemosyne (clouded apollo)
Lineage: Eukaryota; Metazoa; Arthropoda; Insecta; Lepidoptera; Papilionidae
Source: the annotation of a GenBank genome assembly